AUGUCUGGAAAAAAUAGCAAGCUCCCUAACUACAACUGUGAUAGAAAAUGGCUUAUUUCACUUAUUGGAGGUCUGAGGUCUGACAUAACCAUCAUCAUAGCAAACUUCCUAAAGAUAUACAAGAUUCCACAGAUCAGCUAUGGUGCAUUUGACUCUGCUUUGAGUGACAAAUCUCAGUUUCCUUCCUUUUACCGAAUGGUUCCAAAUGAAUUGUCACAGUUUGUUGGCAUGGGCCUUUUAUUGUUGCAUUUUGGCUGGAAGUGGGUUGGCUUAAUUGCUCCAGAUAAUGAAGAUGGUGUCAAAUUUACCAGCGUAGUUUCCCAAGAAAUGGGUAAAACAAAUUCCUGCAUUGAGUCCACAUUACUUUUGCCUGACUACUGUCAGUUUGAUGUAGAACCAAUGAACGAGUUAUCCACCUGGCUUUCCAAACUAUCGUCCAAUGUUAUGGUUGUUCAUGGAGAAACUGAUAAGCUAAUCUUACUAAAUCUUGCCCUGUCAGAAAACCAGACUGGUGGAAAAGUUUGGAUCAUAACAGCCGUGUGGGACUUCACCUCCCAUUUUAGCAACAAACCCUGGAACUUGACAGCAUUCCAUGGUGCUAUUUCCCUAGGCGUACCUAAGCGUGAGAUUCCAGGGUUCCAGGAUUUUCUUAGUAGUAUUGACCCUCAGCAAUACUCAAAUGAUUUUUAUCUGAAAAACUUCUGGGCCCAAGUCUUCAAGUGCUCAUGGCCUUUUUUCAUGCUGGAUCCUGCCUGGCCUGAAUGUAAUGGGACUGAAAAGCUAAAGGAUGUCAGCGUUGACCUGUUCAAUAUGAAGACAUCUAGUCUCAGCUACAGUAUUUUCAAUGCUGUCUAUGCCAUAGCUCACGCUUUACAUAAAAUAUAUUCUCUCCAUUUAAAGAAGAAAAGAAAUGUGGAACUCCUUGAUAUUCAGGCAUGGCAGCUUCACUCCUUCUUGAGGAAUAUCCGAUUUAACAAUUGUGCUGGUGAAGAGGUAUUUUUUGAUGAGAAUGGUGACUUGUAUUCUGGGUAUGACAUAUUAAACUGGAUCAUAUUGCCUAAUAAUUCCCCAGUGGCUAUCCAAGUUGGAAGUCUGGAACAUCAGUCUGCCAUGGAUCUCACCAUCACCAUCAAUGAUGAAACUGUGGUGUGGAACAACAGAUAUAACCAGGUCAAGACCAUUGCUUUCCAACCUUAUCUCUCACCAGUACAUUUAAGAGUCAAAGCAUCCUCCCAUUUUGUGCCCAACUUACUUCAGUUACCACUAACUGGCUCAAAAGUAAUCCCACGUUCUGUGUGCAGUGAAAGUUGCCAUCCUGGGUACAGAAGAGCGGUUGUAGCUGGGAAGUUAUCAUGCUGCUUUGAUUGUGUUCCAUGUACAGAAGGAGAGAUCUCUAGCCAGAAGGAUAUGGAUAAUUGUGACAAAUGUUCAGAAGACCAGUAUCCAAAUGGCAGCCGUAAUGAAUGUAUUGCAAAACAGAUUGUGUUCCUCUCAUAUAAAGAACCCUUAGGAGCUAUUUUGGCUCUUACAUCAGGAUUUCUUUCUCUCAUCACAGUUUGGGUCCUAGGAAUAUUUCUUAAAUACCGGGACACACCAAUAGUGAAAGCCAACAAUUGUGAUCUUACCUUCAUUCUUCUAAUCUCCCUCCUCCUGUGCUUUCUGUGCUCCUUGAUAUUCAUUGGACCACCAAGUAAAGUUUCCUGCCUUCUACGCCAAACAUUUUUUGGCAUCGUAUUCUCAGUGGCCGUUUCUUCCCUCUUGGCAAAAACCAUCAUGGUUGUCUUGGCUUUUUUGGUUAAAAACCCAGGAAGUAACUGGCGGCGAUGGAUUGGGAAAAGACUGACCAACUCCAUAGUUCUGUUUUGCUCCCUUAUUCAGGCUGGAAUCUGCAGCAUUUGGCUGGGAACCUCUCCUCCAUUCCCAGAUGUUGACAUACACUCACAGACUGGGCAAAUUAUAUUGCAGUGCAAUGAAGGGUCUCUCAGCAUGUUCUACUGUGUCUUGAGCUACAUGGGUUUUCUAGCUACCAUCAGUUUCACUGUAGCUUUCCUAGCUCGAAAAUUACCAGACCGUUUCAAUGAAGCCAAAUUCAUUACCUUUAGUAUGCUUGUGUUUUGCAGUGUUUGGAUUUCCUUUAUUCCUGGUUAUCUGAGCACUAAUGGGAAAUACAUAGUUGCUUUGGAAGUUUUUGCCAUUUUGGCCUCCAACACAGGCCUCUUGGCUUCCAUUUUUCUUCCAAAGUGUUACAUUAUUAUUUUAAGAGCUGAUCUCAACUGUAAGAAGCAAUUCAAAGAGAAAAUAAAUAAAUAA
Molecule: messenger RNA, 2310 nt
Organism: Sceloporus undulatus (fence lizard)
Lineage: Eukaryota; Metazoa; Chordata; Lepidosauria; Squamata; Phrynosomatidae
Product: vomeronasal type-2 receptor 26-like
Exons: 7
Coding region: 1-2310 (769 amino acids)
Biological process (GO): G protein-coupled receptor signaling pathway
Cellular component (GO): membrane
Molecular function (GO): G protein-coupled receptor activity
Source: RefSeq, a predicted model, not a curated record